Paralichthys olivaceus (Japanese flounder) is the source of this 2103-nucleotide messenger RNA. It is a transcript of the gene dnajc25, whose product is annotated as DnaJ (Hsp40) homolog, subfamily C, member 25. NCBI's taxonomy places the organism in Eukaryota, Metazoa, Chordata, Actinopteri, Pleuronectiformes, Paralichthyidae. Gene Ontology annotation, cellular component: endoplasmic reticulum membrane. The record is from RefSeq and is a predicted model, not a curated record. Gene Ontology annotation, biological process: protein folding.
CAGAAUGCGACAGGGCCGCCUGGCGGACAGACAUGGCCGCAUCACCGGAGCCGAGCCUCGGCGGCGGGUGCCCCGGUUCUCCCCGGACGAUGAGGUCCUGGUGGCGGCUGGCGGUGCUCCUGUUCUCCGUGUGGUCCCUGCCCGGGGCCUCGGGCCUGGUGGAGGGUCUCUACUGCGGCACCGAGGUCUGCUACGAUGUGCUCGGCGUCACCCGGGAGGCCGCCAAGGCGGAGAUCGCCCGGGCUUACCGGCAGCUGGCCCGCCGGUACCACCCGGACCGGUUCAGGGUGGGAGAGCCGGGUCUGGAGGGGGAGACCAAGGAGUCCGCUCAGCGGAGGUUCCUGCUCAUCGUGACCGCGUAUGAGACGUUAAAGGAUGAAGAAACCCGGCGGGACUACGACUACAUGCUGGACCAUCCUGAGGAAUAUUACCAGCACUACUACACCUACUACCGUCGACAGCUCACACCCAAAGUGGACGUCAGGGUCGUCAUCCUGGUCACCAUCUGUGCCAUCUCCAUAUUCCAGUAUUACAGCUGGCACAGCAGCUACAACGAGGCCAUCAACUACCUGGUGACGGUCCCCAAGUACCGAAUCCAGGCCACCGAGAUCGCCAAGCAGCAGGGCCUCCUCAACCGCACCAAGGAGAAGGGCAAGAACCGCCGCUCCAAAGAGGAGAUCCGCGAGCAGGAGGAGGAGGUGAUCCGUGACAUCAUCAAAACCAAGAUCGACAUCAAGGGAGGCUACCAGAAGCCCAACCUGUCGGACAUCCUGCUGUGUCAGAUUGUGCUCUUCCCCUACUACCUGACCAACUACGUGACCUGGUACGUCUCCUGGGUUUACCGCUUCACCAUCUGCAGGGAGGAGUACGGCGACGAGGAGAAACUCUACCUAAUCAGGAGAUCCAUGAAGAUGUCUCAGUCUCAGUUCGACAGCCUGGACGAACACACCAGACAGACGUUCAUGGAGAAACGUCUCUGGAUCAAAGAAAACUACGAGCUGCACAGGAAGGAUCAGGAGGAGGAGAUGAAGGUGAAGAUGGCGACAGACCCGAGGAUGAAGAGGUAUCGCCGCUGGAUGAAGAACGAGGGACCGGGCCGGCUGACGUUCAUCGACGACUGACGGCCGCGAGAUCUGUCUGUCACACACACACACACAUCUGCCUCAGUGCCGACGCACACGGACAUCACGCACCGUGCUGUGUGGAGAAACGCUUGUACAGAAAGAUCAACUAUGCCUGUUUAUACAGUGAGAGAUAUUUUCAUAGCGACCAGGCCUCGGGAAGCGGAAUAAACUGCGAGCUGAGAAAUGUGAGGGUUUUUAUACAUGAUGCUGUUUUUUUUUUGUUUGGUUUUUUUCAUCUUUAAAGAUUCUUUUAAACUUUGAUUCUGUCAUUUUUCUGGUGAAAAUGGACGGAGGAGCUUCAGUGCCUGAGUUGUAGUGAAACAGGUGUUAUUCAGGUGCAGGGUGAUAAACAUGACGUUAACAUGACGUUAACAUGACGCCUGGUAACCGACAGUAAAGUGUCCUUGUUUGAAACGCCUGCCUCCUCCUGCUGCUCGACAGCAUCUGAAGAGUAAAACGAUUUCUUUCAUGAGGAAUAAAACAGGGUCAGAGUAUUUUUUUUUAAAGAACAGUGACAUUUUGGUUGAAUUCAGACGAGACGGAAUUGGACCUGGAUGUAUUUAGCGUCAUGUAUUACAGACGACUGCAGGCAGGGGGAGCUGUUUGCCUGGUUCCAUCAGGAGUAAGAACGUUUCUGGUUUACAUUUUAAUUUGCUUAUUGACAUGGAGAGAAACAUAAGAGAUAGAGAGGUGGUGGAUAAAUUAUAAGUUGCAGGAAAGAGGUGAAGAGUUCAUCUGACUCUGAGGACGACGAUGAAAACAUCAACGUAAAGAUGAAAAGAGAAACAAGUUCCAGACGUUUGUGUGUGAACCAAAGUCACAGCUGAGUCACAGUUGAGAUCUUUAUCACGUCUGUGGUUUCUGCUCCGUCUCUUCCACUGCUCACUGUUUAAAGCUUCCUGCUUUUACUUAAGAUUAUUUAUUUGUCUCUCAUUUCAUUUGUUUUGUGCUGAGGCAUUAAAGUCCCACUGUAACUACA